Messenger RNA from Fulvia fulva, 939 nucleotides. RefSeq names its product UBX domain-containing protein 1. The record is from RefSeq and is a predicted model, not a curated record. The transcript is spliced from 2 exons. NCBI's taxonomy places the organism in Eukaryota, Fungi, Ascomycota, Dothideomycetes, Mycosphaerellales, Mycosphaerellaceae. The coding region runs from base 1 to 939 and encodes 312 amino acids. Gene Ontology annotation, molecular function: protein binding.
AUGGCCGGCGACCUCGACACUCUCGUCGAGAUGGGCUUCGACAAGGAAAAGGCGCAGAUCGCGAUAAAGAAGGGCGGUAAUCUCCAAGGCGCCAUCGACUGGCUUGACAAGAAUGCCGACAAGUCUGUCGAGGAGCUGAAGGCAGACGAUGCAGGCUUCGAGGACGAGGAGGGCGCACCACAACUACAGGCGGGCGAGUCGGCGAGGAGCAUGAUUUGCAACGAGUGCAGUAAGAAGUUCCGCAGCAUGGCACAAGCCACCUUCCACGCCGAGAAGAGUGGCCACACCGACUUUGCCGAGAGCACAGAGGAGAUCGCACCUCUGACCGAGGAAGAGAAGGCAGCGCGUCUACAAGAGCUGAAGGAGAAGCUUGCGAUCAAGCGGGCAGGGCAGGCGAAGGAGGACAAGCUCGCGCAGAAGCGGAAUGACGAGAUAAAGAAGAAGAUCACGAAGGAGACUGAGGAGGCGAAGGAGGAUCUGCAGCGGAAGGAGCAGAUCAAGGAGGCCAUGAAGAAGAAGCAGGAGAAGGCCGACGACAUCGCAGCCAAGAAGCGUGUCAAGGAAAAGAUCGAGGCCGACAAGCUCGCCCGAAAGCAGAAGCAAGAGGAGGAAAAGGCUAUGCGCAACAACCCAGCUGCCUUCAACCCUGGCGCCGCUGCCGCUACUCCUGCCACUGGUGGCAUUCAAGCUGCCACAGCACCCAAGGCAAAUCACUCCGAGGCACGUCUUCGUCUGCAGACAGCUAGUGGCAAUGUGAUGACGACGCUGCCGGCUGAGACCACACUCUUCGAGGUCGCCGAAGCCGUCAAGAAGGAGAACGGCACUCAAGUCAACUCCUUCGUCAGCAACUUUCCCAGGAAGGAGUUCAAGUACGAAGACUUCGGCAUGACUCUAAAAGAAGCUGGGCUCGUACCAUCAGCUGCAUUGAUGUGCAGAUAG